Acanthosepion pharaonis is the source of this 1407-nucleotide messenger RNA. Lineage: Eukaryota; Metazoa; Mollusca; Cephalopoda; Sepiida; Sepiidae. The record is from the annotation of a GenBank genome assembly.
AUGCCGACAAUAUUUUUAUUGCUGGUAAUAUUUUUUAUCUAUCUAUCUAUCUAUCUAUCUGUCUAUCUAUCUAUCUAUCUAUCUAUCUAUCUAUCUAUGUGGGUCCCUUCAUAUCUAUCUAUCUAUCUAUCUAUCUAUCUAUCUAUCUAUCUAUCUAUCUAUCUAUGCCAGUCCCUUCACUAUCUAUCUAUCUAUCUAUCUAUCUAUCUAUCUAUCUAUCUAUCUAUCUAUCUAUCUAUGCCAGUCCCUUCACUAUCUAUCUAUCUAUCUAUCUAUCUAUCCAUCUAUCUAUCUAUCUAUCUAUCUAUCUAUCUAUCUAUUUCAGUAUAUGUUGAUAUGGUUUCAGACGUUGAAGACAUAUAUCGCUUCCGCUAUAUUUUCUUUAUUUCUGUCUAUUUAUUUCUAUCUAUCUAUGUAUUUCUAUCUAUAUAUUUCUUUCUAUUUAUUUCUAUCUAUCUAUCUAUGUAUUUCUAUCUAUGUAUUUCUAUCUAUAUAUUUCUUUCUAUCUAUUUAUUUUUAGCUAUCUAUGUAUUUCUAUCUAUAUAUGUCUUUCUAUCUAUCUAUUUCUAUCUAGCUAUCUAUGUAUUUCUAUCUAUGUAUUUCUAUCUAUAUAUUUCUUUCUACCUAUUUAUUUCUAGCUAUCUAUGUAUUUGCAUCUAUGUAUUCCUAUCUAUUUAUUUCUGUCUUUCUUUCUAUUUAUUUCUAUCUAUCUAUCUAUCUAUCUAUGUAUUUCUAUCUAUUUCUAUCUAUAUAUUUCUUUCUAUCUAUUUAUUUCUAGCUAUCUAUGUAUUUGUAUCUAUGUAUUCCUAUCUAUUUAUUUCUAUGUAUCUAUCUAUGUAUUUCUAUCUAUGUAUUUCUAUCUAUAUAUUUCUUUCUAUCUAUGUAUUUCUAUCUAUCUAUGUAUUUCUAUCUAUGAAUUUCUAUCUAUAUAUUUAUUUCUAUCUAUAUAUUUCUAGCUAUCUAUGUAUUUCUAUCUAUGUAUUUCUUUCUAUCUAUUUAUAUUUCUUUCUUUUUUCCAAUGUUUCAUUGUCUUCUUCUUGCCUUUAUUUUCUCUUCUUCUUUAUAUCGUCUUUCUUUUUGAUCCACUUUUUUUCUGCGCUGUCAUUUUUUAUCUAUAUAUUUCUUCAUUUUUCAUUUGUUGCAUUGACUCUUCUUUGUCAUAUUUUCUCUUCUUCUUUACAUCGUCUUCAUUUUGAUCCAUUUUCAUUUCUUCCUUUUUUCACUUUGUUUCAUUGUCUUCUUCUUUGCUGUAUAUUUUGUGUUCUUCUUUACAUCGUUUUCGUUUUGACCCUUUUUCUUCUUCGCUGUGAUUUUUAUCUAUAUAUUUCUUCCUUUUUCAUUCGUUUCAUUUUCUUUUCUUUGCUGUGUUUUCUCUUCUUCUUCUUCUUUAUAUCGCUUUCUUUUUGA